UCCGUGUUCAGUGACGUGUUUUGUACUAGCCUUUUUUUUUAAUAUAUACACACACGCUGAACCAUUUUCCAUCUCAGACUUAAAUUUAACCGGGACCUGAGACUUCACUCUUUUUUUUUCUUUUUGCUCCUAAAUUCAUGAUUUUUAAUCACCCCUUUCGAUUUAAUUAUUUAUUUUGUUGCCUCGAUAGACCCGUUAUUUAGCGCCGUCCACCUCCUCUCCCCUGUUCCCUCCAUCCCCUUCUCUCUCUGGGAGUGCAAGGCGCUGCGAAGCUCGGAAAUUUAAAAAAGAGAGAGAGAGAGAGAGAGCCUGCAGCAGCAGAGCAGUGACCAUGGACUUCUAUCUGCAAGUUUCCUGCUAACAGCAGACGAGCAGAGGGCGGGACAACCGUCCACAACUUCCACCAGCACCAACUUUCCAGUGAGUCGAAAAGAAAGAGAGAGAAAGAGACAGAGGCAAGAGAGAGGACAAGAGCAAGAAGGAGAGAGGAGAGCGGGUGAACACAGUCGAUGGAUGCUGUCCGGAUCGAGGGGACAGCACGUUCUUCACUGACGAGGAAAAGAAAGAUUUCAAAAUUGAGUCGAAGGAUAGAAACUCGCCGUCAGGCAUGGUGUGUGAGAAGGGGAUCCAGAUCCUUCUCACCACCGUGGGGGCAUUCGCUGCCUUCGGCCUGAUGACGGUGGCAAUAGGCACGGACUACUGGCUGUACUCCCGUGCCCUCAUCUGCAACAGCACAGCCAACGUGACCCAGGAUGACCCUCAUAAUAAGGACAAGAAGGACCCUGGUGCUCUCACCCACUCCGGUCUAUGGAGAAUAUGCUGCUUGGAAGGAGUGAAGAGAGGAGUGUGCUCUCAGAUUAACCACUUCCCAGAGGAUGCAGACUUUGACCAUGAUGGGGCAGAGUACGUCCUACGGGUAGUCAGGGCUUCCAACAUCUUCCCCAUCCUUAGUGCCAUCCUUCUGCUAAUGGGAGGAGUUUGCAUUGCUGCUAGUCGUUUCUAUAAAAGCAAAAGGAAUAUUAUCCUGGGGGCAGGGAUCCUCUUCGUGGCUGCAGGUCUGAGCAACAUAAUUGGUGUGAUUGUCUACAUCUCAGCUGCGCUGGGGGACAUUUCUCCGAAGAAGGAUGAGGAUAAGAAAUGGCAGUACUCCUAUGGUUGGUCCUUUUACUUUGGAGGCCUUUCCUUCAUUAUGGCUGAAAUGGUGGGGGUGCUGGCUGUCAAUAUCUACAUCGAGAAGAACAAAGAGCUCCGCUGCCGUUCUCGCACCGACAUUUUCAAAAGUACCACGCACGCCAUGCUCCGCCUGCCCAGCUACCGCUUCCGCCGCCGCUCUCGCUCCUCAUCCCGUUCAACCGACCCUUCCCGCUCCCGAGACCCCUCGCCUGUGGGGGGAGGUGGAGGAAAGAACUUCGGGCUGCCCCCCUCUGCACUACUUUCCCAGGGCCCCAUUUCAGUGUCCACUCUACCCAACCCGCACUCUCGCUCCCACACAGCCCUGGCUGGAGGAGACAUCUCCCUGUACACGUUGUCCCGUGACCCCAAGCUGGGAGGGUUGCCGCCCAUGUAUGGAACGGUGGACAGGGCCACGCUCUACCAGCUCCACAACUGCUUUCCAAAGGAUGGAGGCGUAGGGGGAGGAGGGGUGAUGAUGAGCGGCACUCUCCCAUCACUCAAGUCCCACAACCCUUCCAAUUCUUCCAACUCCAAUCCACCAAUUCCCAACUCUGUGGGCUCCGGCCCUCCGCCCUUCACCUCAUCCACAGUCGACAGGGAGCGAGGGAUGGGGACUCUGGACAGGCUGAAGGGAGACAGGGAGAGCAACUCUAACACCCUCAAUAGAAAAACAACACCUGUGUAGAGGAAGGGUAUUAGAGGGAGAGGUGAGGAGGGAGGAGGAUGGGUAUUAAAGAAAGAGGGAAGCCAGAAAGGAGCACUGCAGGCUCAACAGGAGGUAGAAACACAGGCAGACAGGUAAAACGCUACAUCUCUCCCUCCAUGUUCACUGUUAUUUAGUCUACUCAAUCUCACUGAGGAUAAAAAGAAGAGUAAUAACAGAGCGAUAAUAACAACAACAAUGAACUUUCACAAUAAAACUAUUUUGAUAUUUUAAUGUGCUAGAAAUGAUUUAUUUUGUUAAUGAUCAAACGCAAUUAACCUUGGGCUAUUAUGAAAAUGUUUCACAUAAUUUUUGUGCAAUAUUACCGCUAAUUUAACCAGGCCAUCAUUGAUGUAAAAUUGUUGUUGUGAUUAUUCUUAGAGUUAUUACAGGCUAGCUGUAUGUGCAAACACUAUAAUUUAGAAUGAAAUUUUAAUUUUCACAUUUUUUUUCCUUUAUGACUUUUACUGUGAAUCUCUUCCAUGCAGAGCCACUGGGACUAACAGUGAGCUGUAAUAUGUCAGUGUCCAGCAUGAGUGUACACAAUAACAUGGGAGAAUGAGAGCCUGUAUAAUUAUUUUUUCUUUUUUUAACCCAAAUGUUGUAUGAUUUUCAUUAAUAAUGAAGUCAGAUGUGAAUACUGUAAAUUGUCUUCCAAUAUUGAUACUGAAAGAAAUGCAACAAUAAUGUGAGUGACUGCGACAGCUCACCAACUUCAUUGUUAUUAUGAGUCUGAGUUUUCUAUGGGCCUCUGUUAGUCUUAUUUCCAUUCUAAUCAGUGUGAACAGUAGUAAUUGUAGCUCUAGUCGUGUUGAAGAUGUUUGUUCUUGGGCAUUAACAGAACCUCUGCUCAGACGUAGCAGGAAAAAAAAAAAGAGACAUAGAAUUACACAUUUGUACAGAAUCAGGUGAAGGUUGCUGCCUGAGGAGAAAAACAAAACAAAAAAAAGCAGAUUUUUUCUAUGAAAAGUCCCAAAGUGACACAUGCAAAUCAUCAUUUUCAGUGGCAAAAAAGAAAAAGACUCUGUAUAUGUGGGUUAAAGGGUUUAAAAAAGAUACCUGUACAUUGUAAUUAUGCAUACAUAUAUUUGUAACGUCUAUAGACAUGUUUCUCGGGACCACUGUUCAAAAUGGGUAUGCAUUUUGGAACGAGCCGGUUUGGCUUAAGUGUUUUGCUCCCAGUGCCGUCCCUGGACUCUUGUCGGGUGGUUUCAACCGCCAACCCUGGCCCGCCAUAUCUGCCCAUUUACGGCCACACGAUCAGUGUUUUCCCUACUUUAUCACCAAUGGCGGCUUCACCACAGACAACCCCUUAAGCUCCCCAAAGAUUCCUUUCACUGUGCUUCCCCAGUAACUCCUGAGUCUGAACUCUGCGCUGUUUAUGUUGAUGAGAAUGUAGACACAUGUAACACCCAGCCAUCCCACCCUCUUCCAAACUGUCCCGAGUGACUGCAGAUCUAGGUGGAAACUGUGGAUUCACCUGCUACGUGGUAUAAUGAAGAAACAAAAACAAUGACCAGAUGCUUCCAGAUUAUUUUCAUUUCUUUGAUUUCAUUUCAGAAAAAGAAAAAAAAUGUGAUUAAAAAUGCACACAGAUAGCAUUUAUGUGGGCAAUAUGAAUAGUAUGUAGUUGAGAAUAGAUAUAUCUAGAUAAAUGAUUAUGGUUUAUCUAAAUGUGUGAUAAACUUAAAACACUGUAUUGCACGAAGUUUAUAAAAAAAACAAUAACAGAAA
Molecule: messenger RNA, 3610 nt
Organism: Neolamprologus brichardi
Lineage: Eukaryota; Metazoa; Chordata; Actinopteri; Cichliformes; Cichlidae
Gene: cacng8b
Product: calcium channel, voltage-dependent, gamma subunit 8b
Biological process (GO): neurotransmitter receptor internalization; positive regulation of synaptic transmission, glutamatergic; regulation of AMPA receptor activity
Cellular component (GO): AMPA glutamate receptor complex; postsynaptic density membrane
Molecular function (GO): channel regulator activity; voltage-gated calcium channel activity
Source: RefSeq, a predicted model, not a curated record